UCCGAAAUCAACUACUGACGUCACGGUGUCUGACGUCAUUCAAAAUUGAAAUCAGCAGUUUAUUUCGGCAGAAGGAUACCGUUGUGUAUAAAUCGGCUGACAGACAGUGAAGUGAAUUAAAAAUGAAAAUUGUAUUAAUCCUUGCGGUGUUGUGUGUUCUGACAGUUCCUGUGUAUUCUGAAGCAAAAUGUAGAAAAAGCAUGGCGAUCAAGUGUAAGGGAAUAUCAAUAACCAUGACAGCAACACUAGCGUACCGUAAUCUGAAAGUUUUAUCAAGAGGUUAUAUGGAUGUCAAGCUGUGCCGGCAAAUGGUACCUUAUAUCUCGUGCAUCAAGUAUGGUUGUGUUAAAGUUGAUGUUAAAACAGCGAAUCAAAUUACGUCCUUUAUGGGUGCCUGUGUCUUGAGAGAACAAGAAAACAAGUGCAGUAAGAGAACCGAGUGUAUUAAGGCGGUUCAAGUUGUCAACAAGUUCCCCGUUAUAUUACCCAAUCCUGUAGGGGCACUCAAAUUAUGCAGUGCCAUAAAACAGGUGAUUGAAUGUUUCACAGAAGGAUGUCAAGUGGAUAAGCUUAUCGAGCGUGGAAGGUUAUACAUGACGUAUUCAUAUUGUGCUAAAGGUAAAAUUGCUAUGGCUGCCUCAUAUUCGACUAGCGUCACUGCGUCUAGUCUGUUGAUGCUCAUUACUGUCAUGACCUUGAUCUUCCAGUAGACAUUGGACAGGAAGAUGUCGUUUUGCCACUAGGACAACUGGUACAGACUUGAAUACAACAGAACCUAUCAACCUUUUCUUUAUCUUUCAGUGUGUUUUUUUAUUUGUGUGUAUGGUGGUUUUGUGGUGGUUUUGCCGUUCUCUCUCUCUCUCUCUCUCUCUCUCUCUCUCUCUCUCUCUCUCUCUCUCUCUCUCUCUCUCUCUCUCUCUCUCUCUCUCUCUCGGGGGUUUCUGCCAGAGGGUUCAAAAGGUAAAAUUACGUACCCUAAAAUCCUGGAAAUAAAUAAAAUACAUUUUAAUUAUUUUCUUUUACAAACAUUAUAGUAAGAAAACUUGUUCAAAAUAUAUCUGCGUACAUUAAAUACAGAGUCCAAUUUAAAAAUGUUUCAAACCUAUUAUCAGCCGGUAGAGGCACUUAUGAUGUAUUUUGACAAAUUAUUUUCUGGAAGGAAACACCCACUACCCCCCCCCCCCCCUCUCUUUUUAUUUAUUUUAUUUAUUUAUUAUUUAUUUAUUUACUUAUUUAUUCAUUUAUUUAUUUAUUUAUUUUAUUUUAAAUUAGUAUCUCUAAUUCAUCAGGACGUACAAUAAGACGUGUACAGUAGUUCUGGUUAUUAGUAUCUCAAUGUUGAAAUUACUGUUAGCUCUUCUUUAUAGAAAUAAAACUGCUUUUGCCA
Gigantopelta aegis is the source of this 1387-nucleotide messenger RNA. RefSeq lists its product as uncharacterized. The record is from RefSeq and is a predicted model, not a curated record. The transcript is spliced from 7 exons. NCBI's taxonomy places the organism in Eukaryota, Metazoa, Mollusca, Gastropoda, Neomphalida, Peltospiridae. The coding region runs from base 123 to 710 and encodes 195 amino acids.